Zerene cesonia (dogface butterfly) is the source of this 1446-nucleotide messenger RNA. RefSeq names its product gastrula zinc finger protein XlCGF46.1-like. Gene Ontology annotation, molecular function: DNA-binding transcription factor activity; zinc ion binding; RNA polymerase II cis-regulatory region sequence-specific DNA binding. The transcript has 5 exons. The record is from RefSeq and is a predicted model, not a curated record. Gene Ontology annotation, cellular component: nucleus. Bases 142 to 1446 code for a protein of 434 amino acids. Gene Ontology annotation, biological process: regulation of transcription by RNA polymerase II. Lineage: Eukaryota; Metazoa; Arthropoda; Insecta; Lepidoptera; Pieridae.
CAAAGCAAAUGAACGCGCGCAUGCGCGAUAUCACAUUUACGCAGAAAAUGUUCGUGUUAUAGUUAUUUUACUGUAUUGUUUUGAUUAUUGGGCGAAACAAACAAUUUUAAGCAGUUAGUCAGUGAAUUUUAGAAGAUAAAAAUGGUAAAGUUUGAAAGAUGCUGCAGACUUUGUACUGAGGAAAAGGAAACAACAAUAAUGAUAUUUGGCGCAGAAGCUGCAUCCAUGCAACUCCAAAAUAAGUUGAACAAAUAUUUAUUAAUCGAGAUUGAGCAAGAUGAUAAUUUACCAAAAAGUAUCUGUAUUAAGUGUUGUACACAAUUACAAAAUGUAUGUGAAUUCAUCGACUUGGCUAGGGACGCACAAGAAAAACUUCUAAAACUGAGCAUGGAAUUAUAUGAUCGUACAUAUGAAGACAUCACAAAGAAAUACCCACAUAUAAAUCAGGAAACGACCGUAAUUAGCACAAAACAAACUAAUUUAAUAACAGAAAAUGAAGACAGCACAGGAAUUACGUAUUUGAAUAGUGCUGACGGCGAAAAUGUUACUUUGACGAGACUAACUAACAAUCCCAUCCUAUUAGAUGACGAGGAAGACAAGGAUGCAUUCAAACCAUUUCCUUGUAAAUUAUGCCACAGAAAAUUCCGUUCAGAUAUUGCACUUAAAAAUCAUAUGUGGUCCCAUUUAUCUCACGGGGAAUCUGGCAAACCAUACGUUUGCACAAUAUGCGACAAGACUUUCAUCUUCAAAAAUGACUUUAUGACACAUAUUAAGGAACACAAUACUUCCAGUAAAUGCGCCAUGUGCAAGCGAUCAUUUAGGUCAGAGAAAAAUCUAAAUGCACAUAUGGUAAUUCAUUUUUCAAACAAAAAACUUUACACUUGUAAUGAGUGUGGUCGUACUUAUGCGACAAGAAGUAGUUUUAAGACCCAUAAUAUAUCACACAGUAAUGAAAGACCACACCACUGUACUAUUUGCAAGAAGAAUUUCAAGAGAUUUCAGGAAUUGAGGUUUCACAUGAACAAACACACUGGGGCCAAGCCUUUUAAGUGUCCUGUAUGUGAUAAAUGCUUCGCUAGUUCUGGUAAUUGCUAUGCUCAUAAAUCUAGAAUGCAUCCAACAGUACAAGAGAACAGCAAAAAGAAAAAUGAAAUUUCAGAAUACCCUGGGACAUUAUAUUUUAGACCCAUUGCACCAAAGACAAAGGCAAACAAGGUUACCAAUACUCAAUUUAAAUUCCAAUGUCAAUUAUGCUCACACACUUUUAAUAAAAAGGAUAAUUUCACAUACCAUAUGUAUAAACACACUGGAGUCAAACCAUUUCAUUGCAUCCAUUGCCCAGAGAAGUUUGUAACUAGAAGAGGGCAUUAUCUGCACUAUGAAAAAUGUCAUCCAGGCAAAGAUCGUCCGCUUGCCUUGCUAUCUAAAAAUGUUCAAUUAAAAUGA